AUGGUGCACACCAAAGCCCAAGUCGAGCGACAGGCUUGCCAUCGCCUAGCCACCGAAAUGUAUGCCAAGUUGCCGCGCGAACUACGGGAUAUUAUUUACGAAUACGCCAUCAAAGAGCGCAUAUUGCACCGCGUGCCCGACUUCCCACAACGCAAAAAUGCCGAGGUGCUAUCGAUACAGCGCAUAUACAGCCAACAUUACGUUGGCGUGGAAGUCGCACGCGAGGCAGUAGAGUACUACUACUCCGAACAGCACAUCAUCGCCAAAUUCCAAACUCUAAGGGAUACUCUCACUCGAGACAUCUUCCACCUGGGCGUUAAACCCUACAUGCACAUCCGAACCCUACAUGUUCGCAUCAAUAAUGACAAGAUCAGCGACUGUCUUGUGACUAAGGCAGGAGCAGACGGUCACGGCCGACUCAUUGAGAACGCAGCCAUGGAACAAAGUAUAGCGCAGGAGAAAAGAAACCUUAAUGAUCUGUACCAGAAGCUGGAAGCGGGCUUUGCUCUUCUCCAGGCAAAGAGAGAGUCUUCGUCGCUGAAGCUCUGCAUCAUCAUCAAGAUGUCUGGAUACAAUGACGAUUACUAUGAAGAAACCCAGGAAGACGUUACUUCCAGGCGGGAUUACGAACGCAGGUUCAUGAAUGUACUGGAAACCAUACGAAAGCCGGUGUAUGACAUGAUCCACGCCGGAUGUAAUGUCGAAGUAAAAUUUGAGCCAGGAGUGGAUGACGGCUACGAGGACCGCUAUUGGGGCAACGGCACAUACAGUGGCUGCGAAAGUGAUUCGGAUUUUUACUUAGAUGUCGUUUCGCCUUUGACUCUGACGCCGCCAUUGUUCCACCUCAGCAAAGAGGAAUGGGAAAAGGUUUGUACGCUCUCCUAG
Molecule: messenger RNA, 885 nt
Organism: Alternaria metachromatica
Lineage: Eukaryota; Fungi; Ascomycota; Dothideomycetes; Pleosporales; Pleosporaceae
Exons: 2
Coding region: 1-885 (294 amino acids)
Source: RefSeq, a predicted model, not a curated record